Molecule: messenger RNA, 3081 nt
Organism: Cyanistes caeruleus (blue tit)
Lineage: Eukaryota; Metazoa; Chordata; Aves; Passeriformes; Paridae
Source: RefSeq, a predicted model, not a curated record
GGAUCCGGGGAGGGAGGGGGAUGUCCGGGAACGGCCCCUUUAACCACCUCCGUCCCGCCCGCACUAAACGAAAGAGGAAGAGGCGCCCGCCCCGCCCCGAGAGGCUCCGGCAUCGGCGAGCAGGGCUGGGGUCGGGGUGACGGUGGGGGUGAGGAGCCUGGGGGUGCUGAGCCCAGAAGUGCAGUUCUGGAGACUUGCAAAGCUGGGUAGGGGGUGCGGGAUUCAGGGAUGCAGGAUCUGAAGGUGUAGGGGUGCAGAACACAGGGGUGUAAACCAUGAGUGCAGGAUCUGGGGGUGCAGAGCACAGAGGUUUAGGGCUUAGGGUUGCCGUGUGCAUGGGUACACGGUGCUGGAUGUAGGGGUGCAAAGGCUGGGGGUGCUGGGCAUGAGGGUGCACGGUCUGUGUGUACAGGAUACGGGAGUGCAAAACAUAUGGGUGCAAGACUUGGGGUGCCAACAGGGUCCCCUCCACCCUGACAUCAUCCAGGGCGCCCCAGAAGCACCAAUGGAGAAGGACAUCGAUGGCUGCCAGGAUGGGGCUAAGACAGUGCCAAACGCCAGGCUGGGCCCUGAAGGGACAGAGACACAGGUGAGUCCAGUGGGACACCCAUUGGGAGGGAACCAGGCCCAUGGUGGCCAUCACCAAGGGCUGACAGCUGGAAUCGCCCACAGCUGGACGAUUUUGUGGGUGCUCACCCUGACUACAAUGAAGAGGAGGAAGAGCAGAAGUACUUUCGCCGCAAGCGCCUCGGUGUCAUCAAGAAUGUGGUGGCCGCCAGCCUGGCUGGCACCCUCACUUACAGUGUCUACCUGGGUAAGGGACCUCCCAGGGAUCCCCAAAAUAACUUGGAGUGUUCAGGGUGAUGUCACUUGGGGUGACCAUCCCUGGACCCCCACAGGCCUGCUGCAGAUGCAGCUGAUCCUUCACUAUGACGAGACCUACCGGGAGGUGAAGUACAGCAACAUCCGGCUGGAGGACAUCGACCACAAGGUGCUGAUGGGCAUCAAUGUCACACCCGUGGCGGCACUGCUCUACACACCCAUCCUUAUCAGGUUCUUCGGCACCAAGUGGGCCAUGUUCCUGGCAGUCGGCGUCUAUGCCCUCUUCGUCUCCAGCAACUACUGGGAGCGCUACUACACGCUGGUGCCCUCCGCAGUGGCCAUCGGCAUGGUCAUCGUGCCCCUCUGGGCCUCCAUGGGCACCUACAUCACACGGAUGGCCCAGAAGUACUAUGAGUACGUUAACUACAAGGAGGAGCAGGAGAAGGAGAAGAAGCGGGCGCCGCGGGAUGCCUGCAAUGCCUACAUUAUCGUCUUCCAGACUGUCUUCUACUCCUGCUUCCACUUGAGCUUUGUCUGCGCUCAGAUGCCCAUGGUCUUCUUCCUCAACAACUACCUCUACCAACUGAACCACACGCUCUUCGCAGUGAAGCACUGUGGGACCCUGAGCCAUGGCACGCUGCCCGGCUUCAACAAGACGGUGCUGCAGAGCCUUCCCCGCAGCGUCAACCUCAUCAUCGUGGAGAGCGUGUUGAUGGCCGCCGCCUUCCUCGCCAUGCUGAUGGUGAGCACCGGGGCGGGAGGGGACAGGGAUGGGCCAGAUGAUGGCAGGACCUCACCCGCAGGCGCUCCGCAGGUGCUGGUGCUCUGUGGCGCGGCGUACCGGCCCAUGCAGGAGAUUGACAUGCGCAGCAUCGGCUGGGGCAACAUUUUCCAGCUGCCCUUCAAGCACAUGCGGGACUAUCGCCUGCGGCACCUCUUCCCAUUGUUCAUCUACAGCGGCUUUGAAGUGCUUUUUGUCUGCACUGGAUUUUCCCUGGUAGGAUACGUGAUGGGGUGGGAGGUGAUGGAGCAGGGACAGGCGAUGCUGAGCCUGUGCUUGCUGCAGAACUACGGCGUGUGUGCCCUGGGGCUGGAGAGGUUGGCGUAUCUCCUCAUGGCCUACGGCUUCUCUGCCUCGGCGUGCUCCAGCCUGGCCCUGUGCAUGCUGCGCCUGCGCCGGCACAUCCCGCUCCUGGCUGGAGCUUUAAUCCACGCUGUACUCCUGGUGACGCUCUUCUGCUGGGCACCGGAGCCCCGGUACCUGGCACAGGCGCCGCUGCUCUACACCAUUGCUGCACUCUGGGGCACGGGCAGUGCCCUCAACAAGACUGGAAUCAGCAUCCUCCUGGGAAUGUUGUACAAGAAAAAGGAGCGCCAAGACUUCAUCUUCACCAUCUACCACUGGUGGCAGGCCCUGGCCAUCUUCACCGUCUACCUGUGGUCAGGGCUGCCCAUGAAGGUAAAUCCCAGAUAUGCCCCAGCCCACUCUGAGACAUUCCAGGCUUUUUGGGGACACACCUCCACACCAAUCCCAAAAUUCCCUGUGCCGCAGGCCAAGCUGUCCAUCAUGCUGCUGACGCUGGUGGUGGCAGUGGGGACAUACCUGUGGAUGGAGCGGAAGGUGGCGCAGAACAUGGAAGUCCGGCUGCCCCGCAUCCCACGCCCACGCCAUAAAACACGUGGAUACCGCUACCUGGAGGACAGCUCGGAUGAGACUGGCUCCGACGGUGACGGGGACAAGGAGGAUGAUGACAGGCACCCAACUGAGGCCACCAGCGAAAACGAGCUGCCGAAAGAGGACGGCGAACAGCUGGGAUAAGGACAGCCUGGCCUGGGCCCCAUCCUGCUCUUGGCACCUGAGGGGGUUCUACAGCUCUCCCCGGGUGGGCCCAAAAUUCUUCAAAUCCACUCAGGUCAGGCUUGCAGCCCCCCCAAGCUAAGCCUAAAGCCCCCAGGUAGCCCAGAGCCCCCCACUUUGGCUGGCAUCAGUGCUGACACACAUGACUGACAGACCCCCAUACUGGCCCAUGGACCCCCCAGGUCAGGUUUGCAGCCUUCAGAUUGACCUACAGCCCCAAACUGUGGUACAGAGACCCCCCCCAAAUUGUGGUUCAGCCCUCAGGCAGGCCCAAUAGCCCCCAAAAUUAUGAUGCAGUUGCUCAGGUGAAACCUGCAGACUCACAGGCCAACCCCCGAGCCCCCCCACGCAAAUCCACAGCCCCUCAGACAAGGCUCACGCCCCCGAGGCAGAUCCGCAGC